UUAAUCUUUGGCACAGAUGUUCGUUUGUUUGGCGUGUGUUUAUAGUAUUUUUGACAUAUGGCACAAGAAAAGGAGUUUGUUUGGUGAUGAACCCGUAGAUGGGUAACAAAGUUUAUAUCGUGGCAAAUUCAUAUCCAGAGACAAAAACCAUGAUUUUAACCCGUCACUGCUGAAGGAAACGCAUAUAUUUCAACCACAAGUCGGUGCUGGAAGAAUUACCACAAUGCUCUCAGUUUUUAAGAGAUUGGCUGGUAAGUCAGAGAAUGGGCCACCAAAUUGCCGACCCGGUCACCAAGCUAUGUCACAUAGCUUACAAAGGAAGUUUGCUAAAGGCGUGCAGUAUAAUAUGAAAAUCAUAAUCAAGGGUGACAGAAAUGUUGGCAAAACAUGCCUUUUCAAACGACUUCAAGGCCUUAAAUUUGUAGAGGAAUAUAUCCCUACAGAAGAAAUUCAGGUUGCUUGCAUUCAGUGGAGUUACAAAGCAACAGAUGAUGUUGUGAAGGUAGAAGUUUGGGAUGUUGUAGACAAAGGGAAAAAGAAGACUAGAUUUGAUGGCUUGAAAUUGGAUAAUGCUCAGUUAGAGGUUCCAGAAGAGCCUGCAUUAGAUGCAGAGUUUCUUGAUGUUUACAAAGGAACUAAUGGAGUGAUCAUGUUGAUGGAUAUAACAAAAAGUUGGACUUUUGAUUAUGUUCAGAGGGAGCUGCCUAAAGUGCCAAACCAUAUUCCUGUUCUGGUUUUAGCCAACCAUUGUGAUAUGGCUCAUCAUCGCACAGUCACACCAGAUCAUAUAGCAUACUAUAUUGAAGAAUUUAAAAGGCCUGCUGGUUCAGCUCAAAUACGGUAUGCGGAGUCCUCUAUGAGAAAUGGAUUUGGCCUCAAACUACUACAUAAGUUCCUAAAUCUACCCUUUCUCCAGUUACAACAUGAAACAUUACUGGCCCAGCUUGCCACAAAUGAAGAAGAAACAAAACUAACCAGUCAGGAAUUAGAUUUAUUUCUUGAAAGUGAUGAAGCAGACUACAACAAGUUUUUAGAUAACCUUGUAAACAAGAGACGACAAGUAGCAGAUUCUGCGUCAUCUGUUCCCACUCCUCAGACAACUCAACAGGUAUCACAACAGCCAACAGCCUCUACUGCUGAUACUCCAUCUGUGAAACGCAGUAAUUCUGUUCCUGUUGCUGUUCCUGUUCCUGUUGGAGGUGGCAUUCCUAUACCAGAUCAAACAGCUGGCUAUGUUUAUAAAAUGUUUGGGAAACCUAAAGAAACAACUGAAGAAUCUACUGGUGUGGAGAACAUCCAGCAACCUAGUUCAGAAGAAAAGAUUGAAACUCCCUCCAAAAAUCCAAGCACACCAGAAGUGAUAACAAGUGUUGAUGAGUUUGUGCCUGAUGGAGGACAGAUAGAUAAUUCAUUUCUUGAAGACAGUCCUGUCACAUGUGCAUCUCCUGUACACAAGGAGGAAGAUACAGACAGUGAUGUGGACAAUACAAAUCCUCUUGUCACAAGGUUUCAAGAUGAACUUGACCCAGAAGAUGAGGUGACCAACAGCUUUAAUGCAAAAGAUGAUCAUUAUAUAAUUUCCUCCAAUAAAUUAUACAGUGACAAGCAGGACCCAAUGGAUAACACAGAAUUCAACAUUAUGUCAGAAAAGUUUGAUUCGCUUUUAAACAUUGAGAAGAAGUCGCAAAGUAUGCAAGAAAGCAAAGAUGAAUUUGGCCUGGGUGCUCAGAACUGGAAGAUCAAUUCUAAUACUUAUUCAAAUAUAAAUUUACAUUUGCUAGGACCUUUACAGACACCUGACAGCUCCACAGCAUCCAGUCCUGUCACUAUGAAGGACCACAGAAAAGAGAAAGUUAAGAGUGAUGAAAAAAAUGUCAAAAAACACAAGAAGAAACUAAACAAGGAUAAAGAACAGAAUGAGGAUAAAAAGAAGAAAAAGAAAUCUAGUAGGAAGCCCCAUCUUCUUGAAAAUAACAGGGAUGAGCUUGAAGAGUUCUUGAAUGGUACUGGUGUAAUACCAGUUGAUGCAGCGUAUGAGGCCAUCUAGCACUUGUCGUCUGUUAUCAGUGAACUACAGAGGAGAAUCUGAUGAGGAUCACCUUGCUACAGUGUCCCUGUCAUGGAUUGUUCUCUCUGUGGUAUGGGCCAACACAGCCCCAGAAACUGACUUACAAAGUGCUGAAAACAGUGACAGCAUGUUACUCAGGACAUUAUCAUUUUUCUUUUUUCACCUUUUCCUUUUUCCCAUCUUUCCUGCACCCGUCUCUCUCAACUCAUUGUUUUGUUUACCUCUCCCCUCCCCCGUCAUACAUAUCUUCCUAUUCUUUUUGUACCCUUCUACAUUCUCGUGCCCCAUUCUCCUCCUCCUCCUCCUCCUCCUCCUCCUCCUCACUACCUUCACCUCCAGUGCCCUCCAUAGUGCCAAGCUGACUUGUGCCUGAGGUAUGGAAGUUGUUUGUUUCUUUCCCGCGGUGUAUGCUGGAUCUUCCCUGCAGUGUUUGCUGGAUACUCCCCUUAACUAUGCCAUUGUAGGCAUCCCACUACACAUUUGUAAGUAGUAUUAUGUGAACACAGCGAAAACAGUGCGUUCCUACACGCAUGCAGUUACUGGACUGGCCAUCUGUUGCCUUUGGUGAUUUGUGUCAUUGCUUAUGAGAUUGCUACCGCUUGCCUUCCAAAUGGUUGCAUUUGCACGUAUCUGCUCACCCCAAUGGCAGAUAGUGCUAAGCAGUGUUGUGUCUCCUAUUUGACAUGGUCUAGCUAUACUAGCACUAAUUAAAGUUGUGCUGUGUUUGAGUGCUGAAGUGGGAACUGUGCAAAGGCUAGCACUGUGCAGGGUCCUGCCCCACACUCUCUGGAUCUCCAGUCACUUCGGCAUCUACCAGAAGUUGCCGUACUAAUAAUUAGCAGAUGAAUUGUAUAUAAUUUUGUGUCAAAUAUAUAAAUGUUGAGUAUGCAGUGUGAUACCAUGUACAAUGUGUAUUUGAAUGAAAGAGUCAAUUACAUACAAAUUGUUAUUGUAUGUUCAUCAGUUUCAUUUGUUUAUAAUUUUUUAUACUGCUUACAUUUAGUCAAUAUCAUAUGUAAAUUUCAUAAUGUAGAUUGAAUGAAACAGAAGUGUGCUUCCUAAUAUUCAAUGUAUAACAUAUUUUUGAAAAUAAUGUUACAAUAAAAUUGUGAUUUUUAUGAAUAUUUAGUUAUUUGUAAUAACUACAUGAAGCUAACUGUAUUUAAUUGAUGUAAUAUGUGUUACAAAUUUCUACUGCAAAAUAUGAAUCAAAAUAUUUGUUGUUUUUAGAGACAUUUGACAAGUAACUCUUUAUAAGAAACACUUUAUCUUUCUUACUUAUUGGCUAUAUUAGUUUCAAUAGUUUCUAUAUCAUAACAUUCAGAAUUUUACAUCUUACUGUUCUGAAAAUGUCGUUUACUAGUUGAAAUGUCUGAAAAUCUCUAAAGUUUUUAUCCCCAGUUUGAAGUUCAUAUGUCUAAAAAAUGUUUUAUGGUUACAAGUAACUGAAUCAGAAUAAGACAGAAUGAGUUCAGGCUAAACAUGCUGCAGUUGUGGUUGUAGAAACUGCUUUACAAGAAGACAUCAUUUUGUGUUUUAACUAGAUAUGGUGGGUGCCAAGAGUGUUGCAACUUGUCUGUAAUGUUACUUCACGUGUUUUAGUUCAUAGGGGCUUAUGUAAGCCUUUCAGCAUACAUGCAUUGUUUUAAUAAACUUUAAUCGCCCAAAGAUCAUGGCCAUGGUGCAGGCAGUAAAAAUAUUGUUGUUUUGUGAUUUAUGAACAUGAUUUUUGUCAGUGAGGACAAUCUGAAACUUCAUUGACGCCUUUUAGUUUGCUAUUGUUAUCAUAUAGACAUAAUUUCUGAAUUGGACCUAACAAAGAUUGAAUGUCACAAUAUUAAUGUACAGAAAUAUUCAUAACUAACCUCAGUUGAUUUUUAUGCUAAUUUUACGUCCUAGAUGGAAUAUAAAUGUUACCAUUACACAUUUCAUCAGCUAUAUUUUUGCAUGAUAAACGUAUUUUAAAGUCUGACACACUAAUUAUUCUAUAAAGAUUUUUAAAUAAAAACAGUCAAUGUUUGCAAAUAGGUUGCUAAAAUUUUAAAAUUUAUUAAUUAGGAGCCAGUUUUGAUCAUGGUAUAAUUGUCACCAGACCAUUAAAACUAUGUGAAAAGAGUAAUACAAACUUUCUAGGACAAGACAUAAGUAUAAAUGUAAAUAAUUUAAAAUACAAUUCCAUAUGUAUCCAUGAUGAUGGCUGUAGGGAGUGGUGAGGAGCAGCCUGCUAACCAGCAACAAUAAACACUGCUGACCCACACUUGGCUGUUUAUGGUCAAGUAGCCGAAGCUAUGCCCACUGUCUACCGCAUAAUGUCAUUUGCAGCCAGUGGUUACUGAGUAUUAAGUAAUUUCAUAAUAAGAUUGCAAUAAAGUGUAAUUAUUAUAGACGUAAUACCAAAAAUAUAAAUAUGAGAUGAUAUAUCAAUUACACAAUGAAAAAAAUUUAUUAGUGAUAGAGAAUUGAAAGGAGAUAUACGUGAAUAUUUGACAUUUUAUAAAAAGUGGCAAUAACUGGAAUCACUCGGACAUCAACAGUUACUUAGGCAACAAGAGCUGAAUCGAUGUAUUGCUUCUUGCCAAUUGACAGAGCAUAUUCAGUGAAAUAUCCAUAUGUAUUUAUACGACUAUAUAAAAUGUGGCAUCAUAUGAAUGCCAAAUGGUUAUCUAGCUGACUAGACAUAAUCAGACUGUCUCAUUUUCAAUCAACAAAAUCACAGGAGUUACCCUUUUGAGUAACAUUGGCCCUCCGUUUAGGUUACAGGGCAAUAAAAAGGAUCAACAACAUUCACAGACUGACAGAACAUCAUAAGUAUUUGUACAAAUAUUAAAUUUUUGGCAUAAUAUAAAUGCCAACUGGUUGUCAAGGCAUUGAGGCAUGAUCAAACGGUUUCAAUCUCAAUCAGUGAAACCAUGGAAGUCAGCAUUGGUUGGACAUUGGUUACCAAAUAGGUUACAGGGUCAUGAAAUGUGUCGACAACAUACGUAGCUAUGUAUUAUUGCUAAUGGUUAUAGCUGAAUUGUCUACUAUGUCAUGAACACAAAUAUAAAAGCAACAUAAGACCAUGCAACCUUAUAAACAAAAAUGGAUGUACACUGUCAUUAUGUCUUCAAAGUUAACAGAGUCUUAAUGGUCUGAUGAGGAUCGUACUAUGAUCAAAACUGCUCACCUCAUUAGCAAAUUUUAAAUUUUAAUGACGUGCAAUCCUACACUGUUCCCCUGGAACAGUGUUAGAAAAGAUGCUUGCUAAUUAUCCUAUCAGUUGAUUUUUUUCACUACUAGUGUGAUUUAACAUUUUUCCUGAAGUAUCUUCAAAGGCUAAAACUGCCAAAAUGAAUUACAGUUUUUGAUUUCAGCUAGAAUGGCCACACUUAAGUGUGACACUGAAUAUUAAGUCAAAAACUACAUUUUCGUAGUCAAUAAAUAAAAAGCAAAUAUGUUUGGACUCAGAAAAAACACAAUCAAUUGAUUAAGAAUGGCUAGAGGAAUAAUUUAGAAUUACGGAUUACUUUUGUUAUGAACUCAAGCAAAGAAUGAUCUCUGCAUAUAAGUGAUCAAUACUAGAAGGCUGAAUGUGAAAAUCACCAUACCAUCUCCAUGAGCUAUGAUAAUACACUCAUGUAUGAUGGUGUAGCUGGUCAGACUCAAUAAACUGAAAGUAAUAAUACUGGUCAAAGACAAACUAAAGAACAUGAGCCAAGGCUGAAGAAUUCAAAGAUAAAUCUCACAAAAUGUAUGCCAUACUGAUUUAAAGACUGUAGGAGACCAGUGAAAAUAUAAAUAUUGUAAAAAUAACCUAAAUACACUAAAAAGUAAUGUAUGCAUCUAAGUUAGAGGUUUUAAGAAAUUGGAUGACUGGCUUGGUGCAAUGAACAAAAAGUUUUGCUCAGCAAAAUAGUGCACUUUCAAAAUAUGUAAACUGUAAAGCAGAACACAGCAAGGAAUACUUUGAGUACUGAAAAUAUUUUAUUGAAGGAGAGAAAAAAUAUUUAAAUCAAAAUGAUGACUGCUGUGAGGUCACCAGUGGAAUCAGUAGAUGUGUGCCUGAUGCCAUGUGUCCGCUGGCAGCCAUGUGUUCCACUCUCUUUAGUACGCUAUAUGUUUGGACAAAGUGAAGAUUUAACAAACAAAAGUUCAAGAUUUUGAUCAAGGUCUUAUACAUGACUUCUUAUACACUGGCACCAAUUCAGUUAAGAAAUACAAUAGAAUCUACACUACUGCACUAUAUACUACAGUACAGUAAACAGAAUGGAGAGAAUGGCAGUUGGCAGGCACAUGGCGUCAGAUGUGAACCCCUGCUGCAUCCGCCAGUGGUCCCGUGGCAGUCAACGUGUUAAAGAUGUGAUUAGGUGAAGGUAUGUUUACUCCAAUGAGGGAAUACUAAACAUUAACAGUCCAAAAACCAAAGUACUGUGGAGGAAUUAUUUUGAUAAACAGCUGAAUGUGUUUGUGGGACACAGAACAUUGAUGUGAUGUACCUAGGAAUAAAAAGAAACUAGGUGAAUACAUGUACUUAAUAUUAACCAGUGGACAAUGGGAUUGGGAGAACAUUAAAGGAGAAAACCUGUAUGGAAUUAGCAACUCAAUAAGUUCACAAAAAUAAUGAAACUAUGAGAAUCAUUCCAUAUAAUUAAUUUACAUGAAAUAUGGCAGGAAUAUGCUCAGUUUACAGGAUGAAAGAGUAAAAAAGACCCCUUUUUUCCAUAAAAUAUGAAGGGACAAAGGUUCAAUUCAAGUGGGCAUUACAAUAAACUCUUUCACUGAAAUUGGCCUCUUUGGGGAACAAGUUCGAAUUGAUGGAACUGAUGGUGUAAUGUUUAGACUGCAACAGUUACUGCAGGAAUAUUGUGAACUCCAAAAAAUCUUAGGAUAGGUUUACUGAACUUCAAGAUGGCAUCAGCACUCAGGAAGAGGAAGAAUUACAGUAGUCAGUGCUCUUAUAAAUUAGACUGAAAAUCAAUUUGAAAAUAACUGGAGCCACAAUAAAAUCGCCUGCAAGAAUCACUGAGAGCAUUGUAAUAUAGCCAGGUUUAUAGCAAGAUGCUGUAUUCUUCACCACUAUAAUGAAUGAGCUCCUGAAGAAGGCGUACAAGAAGUUGUUUCAGCUCAAGUGUUCACUCACAGAUACCCAUUGGGCACCCACAGGCAUAAGUGGAUGCGCAAGCAGCAGACAUAUGGGCAAUCGGCCAGUAGGGUUUUAGUGUACAUGAUGAUACUCCCAUGACCAAGAGCCAAAAGGCAGGGGUGCCCUAGCAGUUCAGGCAUGUGCAGAUCAUGUGCAAUAUGGUCACCUUACAGGUAGCAUUCAUCAGCAAGCUGAGGGAUGCCCUAGGCCUAUGGCACAGUGUUGGAACAGCUUGGCAUACAUCAUCACUGGAAAUGAAAUAAAUAAAUAAUUUGAUUGACUGCUGUCAUCUAUCGACCUCGGCUAAAACUGGAAAUUAGACCGUGAUUCGUCGUGCUUCGGUUUGGUAAGUGGAAAAGAGUCGUGAAGACACUCUUCCAACUUCAGUGCCUGAUGUAACAAGAGAGAUGUCCAUCAAGGUGUGGUUUCUUGUUAAAACAGUAAGACUGUACAUUCCUAGAAGAGUUAAUCAACAUAUGACUUCCUCCUACAUCCACCUUGUGGAAAGACCGUGAUGGUAAAAUCAGAGAGAUUCAAGCUCGUACAAAGGCUUUUGACAGUCACUCUUCCUGUACUCCAUUUGAGACUGAGACAAGAAAGGAGGGGAGUGACAGUGGUGCAUGAAGUACCUUCAUCUACACAAGCUUUUGGAGUAUAGAUUUAGAAGUUAAAGUUUUAUUAACUUCAUAAUAACUGCUGGAUAUUUCCAUAGUUGACAAUUUCAUAUGGAACCAGAAGAAUUCCUUGCAAUGUAGGAGAGCCAUCUCUGAAAUCAGUCAUGCACCCAGCAACAUAUUUGAUUGUUGAAAUUCAACAGUGAAGGAAAUACAUGAGAUAACAAGGAUGUGGAUUAUUAGGAGAAUGGUUAAAAAGGUGACAUGCAUAAUGCACAUAUUUGUUAGUUAACAGUUGUUAACAGAAUGCAGUAGUAUAUAACACUUGGAAACUUUAUGUAAUAUGAAUAAUGGACUUCAUCUCUCUGACAUACAUCACACAGUAAGUGUAUGUGGAUUGCCAUAAUUCAGAGAAAUAGAAUCAUAGCAAAGCAGUAAUCAAAACUGCUAAGUCAUCAUAUUUGUUGUGUGCAAUAAUUACGUAAGCACAAAAAUGUGGAUGAACCACAAUUGUAGAAAAGCAGUAAUCAAAACUGCUAUGUCAUCCUAUGUGUUGUGUGCAAUAAGUACUUAGGCACAAAAAUGUGGAUGGUUCACAUUUAUUUCAUUAUCAAAACACAUAUUUUGGUAUCUGGAACUAUAAUUGUAACGACUAUAGAAAUACUUGAUUCCCCUGCUAGUUUCUAAUAGCUGCCCAGUGAUACGACAUCUCCAAUACAUUGUUAUACUUUCCUGUACGUAUUUAAGUAUUUAAUCCAUUACACUAUAUCAAACAAAAUUUUACUAAUCAACAGGAAAUUAAAAAAGUAUAUGGUUACACUUAGCUUUGCACAUUUUUAUAAUACUGUAAAAUGAAGGUGGCAUUUUUCAGGCACUAAGAGGCCCUUACAACACACACACACACACACACACACACACACACACACACACACACACACACACACACACACACAGGCGCACGCACACGCAAACCAGUAUGUGGAUGACUUGAGCGAUGUUCUCCUCUUAAAAAUAGCUUUAUGUUUAUAGUUAACAAAUUAUCAAUUCCUCCAGUUUUGUCUUCUGUUGGCUCAUCUACCCAGUAUCUCUUUUGCUCAUCUUUUGAGAAACAAAUUAUUUUUGUGGCUGCAUUACUACUCUUUGACUCCAAAGUACAUCUAAUAUUUAAAAAUAUCCAGGGCUUUGCAGGUAUGACAUUUUGUGUUUCCAAAAUUGCUGGAAGACCUGGUAUUAAAACAGUACAUUUCAGUAUCCUUCUGUAGAAACUCAAAUAAACUUCAUGGAUCAUGACAGUGUGCUGCUUUUGAAAUUUUGUGUUCCGCAAAACUUUCUCCAGAAGUACAUUUUUUGAGAAAAGUACAACUUAAUACUGUGUUAAAUCUAAAUUGUGAAAUAAUCAUUGAAACAGUAGAAAUGUGUUUAAUAUUGACAAGAAUUAUGUAAUUUGCCAAUGUAGUGAAACCCCAUGACUGUUUAGCUAUGAAGGCUCAAUUAAAUAUGGUGACCAGUUAAAUUUAAAUAAAUAUGUUUUAUUG
Messenger RNA from Schistocerca gregaria, 9339 nucleotides. RefSeq names its product rab-like protein 6. Gene Ontology annotation, cellular component: nucleus; cytosol. The transcript is spliced from 11 exons. NCBI's taxonomy places the organism in Eukaryota, Metazoa, Arthropoda, Insecta, Orthoptera, Acrididae. The coding region runs from base 224 to 2047 and encodes 607 amino acids. The record is from RefSeq and is a predicted model, not a curated record. Gene Ontology annotation, molecular function: GTP binding.